Messenger RNA from Adineta ricciae, 342 nucleotides. The record is from the annotation of a GenBank genome assembly. Lineage: Eukaryota; Metazoa; Rotifera; Eurotatoria; Adinetida; Adinetidae.
AUGCUGGAUCCGAUCGGAUCAGACCAUCCGACAAAAUCCGAUCGGAUUCCUGGAAACGGAGUUGCAUUGGAAUCGGACUGGAAAAAUUCCGUCGAAAAUCAGGAAAAUUCAUGUUUUGGAUCCGAUGAGAUCCGACAUGGGAUCCGUCAAAUUCCUGUAGGAUCCGAUAAAAUCCUAUGUUGGCUCCUAUCGGAUCCGAGUACGGGAUUGAUUGGCCUGGGUAUUGAACAACGUUUAACUCGACGAUCUAGCAGAUCCUUAUUAGAUCAUACAUAUCUCUUCGAUAUCAACCGCCUCAACGAACGAAUAAAGAACAUAAACAUUACAAUAGCAGAGUUUUGA